Vanessa tameamea is the source of this 755-nucleotide messenger RNA. RefSeq names its product protein apnoia (gene apn). Lineage: Eukaryota; Metazoa; Arthropoda; Insecta; Lepidoptera; Nymphalidae. Bases 96 to 542 code for a protein of 148 amino acids. The transcript is spliced from 3 exons. The record is from RefSeq and is a predicted model, not a curated record.
UCCUGGCAAUCGAUCAUAUCGACACCAGUCUAACUCGAGCAGGCGUUCAGCUAUCAUCUUUUUUUUCGGUGCUUUUUUCAAUAUUCUUCUCCAAAAUGUGCAAAAAUUUCGCAGUGAUGUCUCUAGCCUAUGUCGCUAUAUUUAUGUUAACUUUGGUGCAUUGUGAAGAAGAUGUAUCGAACAUUAACUUGGAUUUUCAAAGCAAAGAUGUUAAUGUCGGCCGUACAUUCGGGCACAAUGCUUUGAAGCGACUCUCCUUCAUCUUCUUACCAGUGAUGUUCACACUGGGAGUAAUAUCUACACUACUCAUGGCUUUGGCUAUUAUAUCCGUAAAGAAUCUCGCAAUUGGAGUCAUCCUUCUCAUUGUAUCUAUUAGCCAGGCCGUAUCAAGGUUAUUCUCUGCUGGAGUAGCUCCUGCCCCUCUCGUGUUCCAUCCACGAGCUGAAAUUCUACCCGCGCCUGCAUUACCAGCCCCAUGGCCUGCAUCUGGACCACUCCUAUCCCCUUGGGGCAGAUCUGACGACGCACCUAUAUCUGAUUAGAGAUACACGAAAAUAGAGCGAAAAAUGUCGAAAAAAAAAAGAAUUUAUACAAUUUUUGUUUGUAUAUUUCAUGCAUUUAUUAGACUUUAAAGCAUGUCUUUACAGUUUUUACAGCACAAUGCAGUGUAUAAGUACAUAUAUUAGUGCAACCUUCGUCUGUCUCUCGCGAACCACAAUAUUUGUGAAAGACAGACGACGACUUAAGAGUAGUAU